GAUAAAUUACCUAUACCUCUUCCAUUUUAUUUUAAUUGUUAUUUUAGACCUAUACACACAAAAUUAAGAAAAUAUUAGGUUUUUUUUAUAUUUACUAAAUAGAAACAUUAUUAUCAAUACACCUAAUUACAUUUAAACAAUAAAAAAAUAGAUUGAAAUCUAAAAUCAAUAAAUUUUGCUUCAAAUUAUAAAACAACAUUUUUUUGUUUUGGUAAAAGAAAUUACAUAUGCUGAUAGCCUGGUAUGCAUUAACAAACAAAAAUAUAUAUGAUUCAAUAUCUUGAACACUUCAAGUGCUGUUAAUAUUGGCUACAAAUUUCCAAAUUAAGAUAGUUUGAAUUUUUAUCCAAAUAACUUAUAUUAACAGAAAUGAGUACAUCUAAACGCUUUUUUUUUUUUUUUAAGAAUGUGUUCUCAAGAUUUUGAAUAUACAAAAAUAAAUUUCAUCGUGUUUAUUGAAUAUACUUUUGGGGGAUAUUUGAUGGAAUAUCUUCACCACCAAUCAAAGUCUUUAUAGUUCAGUCCCAAUACUGUUUUAGUCAGCUUACAUUUCUCGAAAACAAUGACAUUUUGGAAAAGCUGAUGUAAAGAAAAGAAGCGAGUUCUUGACUUUUUGUUAUUAUUAAUUAGUUCAGAAACACCAAGUUUUUUUUAUUCUGAGAAGAAGAAAAACUCAUUCAACAAGUUUUUUAAGUAAUGGCUCUCUGUUCUCCAACUAACCCACAUUUUUUCCAACCUCUUCUUCCCGGUUUCACUAAGCACCUCGACAUUCCUGUGGCAUUCUUUUUGAAGCACUUAGAUAAACGUAACAAAGGCAAAACGGCAAAGCUGAGAUCAGACACAUCCGAGACGACCUGGAACGUGAAGCUUGACGGCCGGAGAUUCUCUGACGGUUGGGAAUAUUUCGCCGUCGCUCAUGAUCUCCGAGUUGGUGACAUUGUUGUUUUCAGACACGAAGGAGAGUUAGCGUUCCAUGUCACAGCUUUAGGACCAAGUUGUUGUGAGAUUCAAUAUGGAGAAGAUAGCCAAGAAGAGGACAAAAGUGGGGAGCUUUGUGAUGCUAUGGAGGAGAUUUCAAGAAAGAAGAAGAGACCAAAGACAGAAAUAGAUUUUUCAAAAGACCAAUCUUGUUUUGUUAUUACAGUCACGCCAUCAAAUCUAAGGCGUGAUACAGUGUAUCUUCCGAAAGCCUUUGCAGUGGUAAAUUGUCUGAUGAAGAAAUUUGAGAUUGUUUUAGUGAAUGAAGAACGAGAAUCAUGGAAGUUAAACUUGAGACAAGAUUCAUAUUUAGGCCGGUUUUACAUGAGCAAUGGCUGGAGAAGUUUCUGUGUUGCUAACGGGAAGAAACCUGAAGACAUGUUCACAUUUAAAAUGGUCCAAAAUGAAACAACACCUGUGCUCAAAUUGUUACCGUGGAACAACGAAGAUCUGCAUAACCCUGAGAAAGUUCCAAAAAAGAAGCAUCAAGAAAUAGAAGCAGAUUCUUCUUUCGUGGCCAUUGUCACGGCUUCAAACAUAAGGCGCGAUACAAUGUAUCUUCCAAAAACGUUCGCAGCGUCGAAUGGUCUAAAAAGUAAAUUUAAGAUUGAUUUAAUGAACGAAAAGGGAGAAUCAUGGACGAUAGACUUGAGACACGAGCCAUACUCAGGCCGGUUUCUUAUAAGAAGCGGCUGGAGAAGCUUUUGCGCAGCUAAUGGGAAGAAGCCAGGAGACAUGUUCAAUUUCAAAUUAAUCCGAAACGUUGAAACACCUGUCCUUAAGUUGUUCCCUUUGAAUCUGCCCAAACUUGAGCCUAGCGAAGACACAAGACAAGGUUUAGAAGCUACGGAAAGAGAGUUUCUUGGUGUAGAAACUAACCGUGAUGACUCAAGGCAAGAAGCUAUUAGGAAAGGAAAAUGGUUAGAAGCUAAUGAAAUUACCAUCAAAGAAGAAAAUAUCUCAACAACCGAAAACCGAUUUGUAACAUUAACACUUACAACUAGUAAACUUGUAAGUUCCACGACAAAACUCUUGUGUGUUUUUCUUUUAUUUUUUUUCACUUGCUAUGGAAUGAAAUCUAAAGAACAAAAUCUACAGAAUCUUCCGUUGGAAUUCACGAAGGGGAAUGGAAUAAAAAAAGCAGAGAAGAUAAAGAUGAUUGACAGGUACGGUACAACAUGGUCGACUUCACUACUCAUGAAUAAGAAGAAAAGAGGAGAAAUGAAAUUAGGAAAGGGUUGCAAAGGCUUCUGCGAAGUCAACGGCGUUAGGAUGGGCGAGUCUUUUGUCUUGGAGUUGGUUUGGGAAGACACAGUUCCGGUUCUUAAGUUCUGUUACAAAUGUUGAGAACCAAAUCAAGAAAGUCUUUUUGACAUGUUGUCAAGAAUCGCUGUUGAAAGGAACUUCAAUGGAUUUUUAGUUUCUUUUUUUGGUUCAACAAUAAUUUAUAUUAUCCCAAUCUUGGUUACAGGAUCAUUAACCUUACUAGAGGUUUAGACCACAAUCACACACCUAGGAUUAAUAUAGUACCCAUGAGAUUAUCAGGGCUACUUAGUGCUCAGAUUAACAUAGUACCCAUGAGACUAUUCAAACAAAAGUUUUAAUAGUGGAAAAAUUGAUUUUAAAUUUUAAUUUCUAAACCCUAAAUGUACUCCACACAUUUAAACCAUAAAUCUAAAUUAGUUAAUCUUGUGGUACAAAUAUUUUUUAUAUUAUUAGUCUUUUUGACUAUUAAAAACUAUUUUUAUGAUAAAAAGUUUUUUUUUAAUUGUUAUCUUAGGGCAUUUCUCUUUUUAUAAUGAACCCUUUUGUAAUCUACAUCAGUUUGUAUUGCUACUACUUUUUUGUUUUGAACAUUUGCUCCACUUACAAUAUGAACUUUAUAUUGCUAAACUUGUGUAUUAUGCUAUUAUGGGAGGACCCGUAUUAUCUCAUUGCGAACAACUGAAGCUCUAUGUCCCAGCUCCAGAGAGUCUACAACGACUCAAGGUCUCGGACCUCAUCCAAUCUGUCACCUCUGAUUGGGACAUGGAAAAUAUAGAACUUAGUUUACCUUUCCAUAAAGAGCAAAUUCUAAAGAUAAAGCCUAACAGUCUAAGAGCUGAGGACGCCUUGGUUUGGCUAAAGAACUCUUCGGGAGAAUACUCUACUCGAUCAGGUUACCUGACAAUCACAUAAGAAAAAGACGAGCUGCUCCCCUCAGCCCAAGUCGCUGCUCCUGAAUGGUUCCCUAGUGUCUGGAAUAUAAAAACAUCAGAGAAAAUUAAAAUUUUUAUUUAGAAAUCCCUACAAGGCGCGCUACCAGUAGAAGACCAAUUUGUAAUUCAGAACAUAUCAGUCACGGCUCUUUGUGCCAGAUGCAAUGCAGUGGAGUCGGUAAACCAUUUACUGUUCCAUUGCCCCUAUGCAGCAAACGUUUGGAAUCUAGCCCCAUUAGCAACCAAUGUAAACCCUCUCACGUUCAUGAUACUUCCAAGAGGGAUGGAAGAAGGUUCGUAAAGUACCUUCCUUACCACCAGUGGGGAUCUAAGCAGAAACAUUCUCGGCCUGGAUUGUUUGGUCUCUCUGGUGAUCGAGAAACAAUCUCAUUUUUAUAAAAAGGAACAUUUCCCUAGAAGAGACAUUGCAGAAAGCUAUCUCCGUCGCUAGAGACUGGAUGAUGGCUCAACCCUCUUCAAAUCCGAAACCGCUGAUACCUUUGAUCAGACUCGAACCAAACCUCAGAAACCCCAAUAUAUGCUCGAUCUUCACUGACGCUGCGUGGAACUCUACUACGGGUACGCAGGGCUUGGUUGGAUCAUUGAUGAUCUGAUCUCUUCAUCUCAACAUGCAGCGACAGUGACUUCGGUUUCAUCGUCUCUAAUGGCAGAAACUUUGGCAGUUCGAGCCGCCAUAACUUUUGCCCUCCCUCACAGAACCGACUCCAUCUCAGUCUUAUAAAAAUAAUGGAUAAAAUAUGUUUUUUUAACUAUAAAACAGUCAAAAUUAUAUAUAAAAGAUGGAAAUUUAUUGUGAUAAACAUCUAAAUAAUCGAAUGAAAGAAUAAUACAAGUUUAUACACGAUAAAGAGAGAGAGAGAGAGAGUCAGUAGAAACCCUAGUCCGCCGCGUUUCUCCGGCGGCGUUGUCGCUGUGUCGUCGCCGGAGAGUCACCCUUUACCUUCUUUUUUCUCCUUUUCCUUUUGCCUUCGUUAACGUCCCUUCCCCUCAGCGAGAUGCGUGUGAACUCUGGCUUCUUCGGCUCUUCAGAUCUCAGAUCUGGCCGUGUAGUGCGGUUUCCGAGUUUCUGGAGUCACAGCGAGUUGAGUUAGGAAGGUGUCGUUAUCGGAGGUCGGCUUUUAGGGUUGGAUUUUGGAUGGAGCUAUUUUCCCCUUGUCGCUCCGUGUACCUCCGUAGAUGUCUAAUCUGUGCCGUCGUCGCUCUCCUCCGAGCUUCAGUGUUCUUUCGCAGGCGUUAGUGGAUGAGCUCCGGUUGGAUUCGACAUCUGAACCCGUCUUUUCUUCAUUCCGGAAGAACUGAAACUCAUGCUCUUGGAGAUGUUGUUUAGCUCUGUUCCGGCGGCUCGGUUUUGGAGUCAAGACUAGGAACUCGUGAUGGAAGGUCUUGUGUGGCAGUUUACGCACCAGUUUGGUGGGGAACCCGUUUCUGUGUUUGAAAAGAAAUCUGCAACUAAGGUAUCUUCUCAUUAUGUGGUUCUUUUGGCUUGGAAUCCAUAUAAUAAGGCUGGAGUACGACUGAUAUCUGGACGGGACUUGAGGGUGAAGUAUGCGCCUUGGCGUUGAGUUGGUAUGAUCCAAGUUCUGAAUGUCAAUUAAGUGGUGAUCUCCAGCAAGGUCUUAGUUUGGAAUUCAUCUGUUAAGUCUAGUUUUCAGUUUUAGUCAAUGCUCGUGUAAUUAGUGGUUUAAGGGACAGUUCAUUUUCACCAUUUUGGUAAAGUGAAUUUGUUUUCAUGGUGGUCAAAGUGAUAGGUAGUUAGAUGAGGCAAUGUAGGAUCCAAAUAAGUGAUCUUAGAUGAUGCUACAUCUACUUCCAUAUAUCACAUUGUGGUUAAAGCCUCUUGAGGCAUUGUGGUCACAAUUGUUUGUAUCAAAACAUUUGGCUAAUGA
This is a messenger RNA of Brassica rapa (field mustard), 5083 nucleotides long. RefSeq names its product B3 domain-containing protein REM10. Lineage: Eukaryota; Viridiplantae; Streptophyta; Magnoliopsida; Brassicales; Brassicaceae. The record is from RefSeq and is a predicted model, not a curated record. Gene Ontology annotation, molecular function: DNA binding.